Molecule: messenger RNA, 2031 nt
Organism: Silurus meridionalis
Lineage: Eukaryota; Metazoa; Chordata; Actinopteri; Siluriformes; Siluridae
Product: histone-lysine N-methyltransferase SETD1B-like
Exons: 5
Coding region: 33-1361 (442 amino acids)
Source: RefSeq, a predicted model, not a curated record
AACCUACCCACGAGACACAAUCAGAUUGAAUAAUGAAGACCUGUGCCUUCAUGGAGAUGAUGGCGAUGGCGGCUGUGCUGUUCCUGGCCUUGGGCCUAAGUGACGGCCUGAUGCUUAACAAGUGUAACUUGGGGAAAGAACUGAACUCGAGUCUACCUGCAAACCUUACGGACAAGAUCAGCGACCUGGUGGCCAAGCUUGUGUACCAUGUGGAAAUAAGCUCCCACUUCAACACCACUGCCACCACCACCACUGAAGUCCCUGGACCCUGUGUUCAUUUCCUCAAAAAGGAUCAUGGCAGACGCAAAGGCAGGUCUGCAGAAUCAAGCAGUGAGGAGUCCAGUGAGGAAAAAUUGCAUGUGUCUAAACCUAGUUUAAAUUCUUUAACAAUAAAUCCAUCGACUCCUCCUGCAAGUAACAACUCCUCCAGACGUGAAGGUGGUAAAGGACGCAAAAUUAGGUCCGCAGAAUCAAGCAGUCAGGAGUCCAGUGAAGAAGAAUUUCAUGGGCCUAGACAAGGUUUAAUUUCUUCUACAAUAAAUCCAUCCACUCCUCCUGCAAGUAACAACUUUUCCAGAGGUGAAGGUGGUAGAGGACGCAAGGGUAGGUCUGCAGAAUCAGGCAGUGAAGAGUCCAGUGAGGAAGAAUUGCAUGUGCCUAAACCUAGUUUAAUUUCUUCUACAAUAAAUCCAUCCACUUCUUCUGCAAGUAACAACUCAUCCAGACAUGAAGGAGCUAGAAGACGCAAGAUCAGGUCUGCAGAAUCAAGCAGUCAGGAAUCCAGUGAGGAAGAAUUGCAUGUGCCUAAACCUAGUUUAAUUUCUUCUACAAUGAAUCCAUCCACUCAUCCUGUAAGUAACAACUCCUCCAGACGUGAAGGAGGUAGAGGACGCAAGAUCAGGUCUGCAGAAUCAAGCAGUCAGGAAUCCAGUGAGGAAGAAUUGAAUGUGCCUAAACAUAGUUUCAAUUCUUCAACAAUAAAUCCAUCCACUCCUCCUGCAAAAAACAACUCCUCCAGACUUGAAGGUGGCAGAGGACGCAGGAGCAGGUCCGCAGAAUCAAGCAGUGAAGAAUCCGAUGAGAAAAACAUGUGGACGCUGUAUGGGUUGUUCCAGAUACCAGGUUACCUUGCCUGCACCUCUGGGCUUGAACCUUCUCUCAACCUUUGCAGCAUGGCCUGUACUCUUCUGAUCGAUGACAACAUCAGAGAUGACAUCAUCUGUGUUGAGACCAUCCUCAAUAAAAUGUUGUCAGGGGGAAGCAGUCCUGCAUCAGCUAGCAAAGAUUUGAGCAAACUGUAUGCUGCUUUCUUGGAGAAGUACAAGAAUGUGAAGGACCUUGAGUACUUCUCGACUUGUUAAACCACACAGCCGGCCUAACAAACAUCUCGCUUUAAUUAAACUAAACCACUUUUACAUUAUAUCAUUUGACUAGCAUUUCGCGACUUUAGAAACAAUUCAGUCACAUACAACUAGAGUGUGCAAAAAUCAACGAUCACGAAUUUUGGCUACAACGAGUUAAUAGGUGGUCAAAUAGUCGAUGUAUGAGUCAAGAAAACAUAUAGCAUGUCCCUGUUUGGCCAUGGAUUACUUUUUUUUGUUUUUUUUUUAUGUCUGGUUUCCUUCUCUACUUCAUUAUCAUUGUAUUCUUUCUGACUAAAUAACGCCUCUAAUUAUCAUAAAAUUUUUGUUGUGGAUUUUAUUUGAAAAGAGAACUUCUUUUCCACUGUAUAUGCUAUAUCCGUUAUUAGAAACUUUUAUAAAAACAAAAAAACAAAAAAAACGUUUUUGUCAUGUGUAAUAUGUGAUUUGAGUUAACUAUUUGCUGUACAACACCGCCCUCUGCUGGCGACAAACCUGUCUAGUAUUAAAAAGGGUAUGAAAAGCAAAUAAUGAGAACAUACAUUUUAAUUUACAGAUUACACACACAGAUUAAUUCUCAUCAGAGGAAUGACCAAGACAAACAAAAUAUUUUGUUAAUUAGAUUAUUUUUAUUGUAUUGCCUUUUCCUGUUCAAUUUCCUCUAAAAGCA